AUGCCACAAGACCGUGACGAUACUCUUCAUGUUUGCGUGCCGCCUCUCUACUGGUACUGGAAUUAUGCCGCAUUUAUACAGUUUAUAGAGAUCUGGCGAAUGCACGGUGCAACAUUCUUCUAUAUUUAUUAUGAAUCAGUAAGCGCGCAAGUGAUGGAUGUUCUACGGAUUUAUGAAAACAUGGGUGUGAUCCAGAUAAUCCGUUGGCAGAUGAUGCCAUGGUCAAAAUCUGUGGAUCCCAACCGGUGGAUCUAUCGUUUCGGGCAUACGCUCAGUUUCAAUGAUUGCGCAUGUCGUACUACAGCUAAAUAUGUCGCGCUUGUCGACACUGAUGAGUUCAUCAUUCCCAGCACUGGUAUACUGCUCUCAUAUCUGCGGCAACAGCAUGCAAAGAAUGAUACUGCUGGCAGUUUUGUGUUCGAACACACGCGUGUCCGUUUUCAGGGCUACCACGAGUUUAAAAUGAGGAAGAAACUGGAUUUUGAGUGGCUUAAGGAUGCCCAGUACCAAUACAGGCCAGGACCGGCCAAAACGGUUUUCAUGCCUGACAGGGUGCAAGUCAUCACAACGCACAAGGUCCGCGAGUUUCGUAAACCACAUAGAUCGUAUAGAGUAGAUAGAAAUGACGCGCUAUUGUACCAUGCUCGUUCUAACUGGGUUUUCACCACACUCCUGAAUAAAACCUACAAUUCAACUAAUAAAUUCAAAAAAUAUGUUACGCCGGUUUUCAAACAAUACGAAAGUAUAUUAUCCCAAGUAUCGUGGCCCGAACGGAAUCUUAUUAAUAUAUGGAAAAGUCAUUCCGGAAAGAUUGAAAAAUGCCUUAGCGAAUGGCGAAAAUAUGGUUGCAAAGUGCCAUAUCAUCUGUGUUGGCAAGCCAUGAAGGAUCAGGAGGACUGGAUUUUCAGCCAUACGAAUGUGACGAACGAAUAUACUGUGUUGUGA
Messenger RNA from Gongylonema pulchrum, 945 nucleotides. The record is from the annotation of a GenBank genome assembly. NCBI's taxonomy places the organism in Eukaryota, Metazoa, Nematoda, Chromadorea, Rhabditida, Gongylonematidae.